UCGAGUAUGCAGUUGACUAACACGUCUCAGACCAGGAAGGACUUUCUACGCCCUUGAAGGACCGAGAACACCCAUAUCAAGCGACACCCGUGGACUGUCAGACAACAUGGCUGCCAUAACCAGUCAUAUCAAUAGUAGCAGGAACUUUAGCCGCUCUAGAGUUCCUGCGUUGAAAGUCAAGACUACAUUGGGGGAUCCAGUCGGUUCUGAUGGAAAAGGAAAAGCACUUGCAUCCGAUGACUGGCGCAAGCAUGCGUCUGCCCCUGGAAUUUCAAACAAGGGGAACCUCCGGAAAAAGAUUGCUCAACGGUCGAGCGCCACAGAGCACUCCAUGGAAAUGCCUCGCGAACCUGGGUUCUACCGCCCAAAUGACGGCCAAACUGCUUAG
Neurospora tetraspora is the source of this 388-nucleotide messenger RNA. RefSeq lists its product as uncharacterized. The transcript has a single exon. NCBI's taxonomy places the organism in Eukaryota, Fungi, Ascomycota, Sordariomycetes, Sordariales, Sordariaceae. Bases 107 to 388 code for a protein of 93 amino acids. The record is from RefSeq and is a predicted model, not a curated record.